AUUCCCGGGAAUGCCACUAUGAAUGACGAUUACAGAUCAAACAGCAGUGGUGUGAUUUAGCCAGAACCGAAAAAAAAAAAAUCGGAUAUUAUUAUUUUCGUUACUGUUUUGUUAUGGUUGUAUAGUAACCGAGCAUACCGAAAUACACAAUCCGACUUAUUACAAACUCGAAUGCAAAACGGAUAUAUUGUAUAAUAUUUUUAUAAUAUUUUUUCGUACUUGCUUGUUCAUUGUUUAACUGUUUCGUCAAAAUGCAAAACAGUAGUGGAGUUUCAGAACUGAAAAUGAGCAGCGAGGAUUCCAGAGCCGUUGAAAUGGCCAAGCGAGACUCGUUGACAAUUACAAAGUAUGCAGCUCACAUAGGAUUCAGUUUCGCCGAACGUUACUACACAGUAAUGCGUACUACCCCAGAGUACGCGAACGAAUUCUAUGAUGAGCAUGGCGAAUACCAAACUAUCUACGAGAAUGGCUCGGCCGUCGUCGCAAGAAACCGGUCAGAGGUAAAACGUAUUUUAAUUCAGCCCGUGUCCGCGACACAUUUAAUCGUCAACUCCAUUGUUUCGGUUCCCUGUGGUGGAACUUUUGAUCGUCUACUAGUCACCGUCACAGGUAAGCGGUUCGUUCACGUUUUUGUAGCGGAAUACCGCCCAGAGCGAAUGUUAGGUUAUGUUAUUGUGGGAUCUCUAUUUCGGUAUGUUUCUGCCGAACCUGCAGCCCCUGAUCAAACGACUACUGGAACGAAAUGCGCUACAGCUGUUUGUCAUCCAGUCACUGGUGUCAAUCAUACACCGAGUGCAAGCUUAAAAGCAAAGACACCCGUUAACUUUUCGCCAAACUUAGUUGAGCACAACAAACCACUCCCCGAUACCAUUACCGAUUACGCACCGACCGCAGGUUUUAAAGCAACUCAAAAAAUAAGAUGUUCACCAAAUGUAGCCGUCUAUCACAAACCGCUUUCCGAUACUGCUAUCGAUGACAUACCGACCGCAAGUUUCAAAGAAACUCAAAAAAUAAGAUGUCCACCAAAUGUAGCCAUCUAUCACAAGCCGCUUCCCGAUACCAUUACCGAUUACGCACCGACCGCAGGUUUUAAAGCAACUCAAAAAAUAAGAUGUUCAUCAAAUGUAGCCAUCUAUCACAAACCGCUUCCCGAUACUGCUAUCGAUGAUAUACCGACCAGAGGUUUUAACGCAACUCAAAAAAUAAGAUGUCCACCAAAUGUAGCCAUCUAUCACAAACCGCUUCCGGAUACUGCUAUCGAUGACAUACCGACCGCAGGUUUCAACGCUACUCAAAAAAUAAGAUGUUCACCAAAUGGAGCCAUCUAUCACAAACCUCAUCCCAAUACUGUUAUCGAUGACAAAUCGACCGCAGGUUUCAACGCAACUCAAAAAAUAAGAUGUUCACCAAAUAGAGCCAUUUAUCACAAACCGCUUCUCGAUACUGCUAUCAAUGACAUACCGACGGCAAGUUUCAAAGAAACUCAAAAAAUAAGAUGUCCACCAAAUGUAGCCAUCUAUCACAAACCGCUUCCGGAUACUGCUAUCGAUGACAUACCGACCGCAGGUUUCAACGCAACUCAAAAAAUAAGAUGUUCACCAAAUGGAGCCAUCUAUCACAAACCGCUUCCCGAAACUAACAGCACGAAAACAGUUAUUGCUAAAGAAAAGUCGCUCAUCAGUAUCUUAAAACGCAUACCACCUCCUCCCAAAAUAGCAACUUUCCACGAACCCUCAUCUUGGAAUACCGGUACUGGUAAUACACAUCCACAUCACACUACCAGAAACCGAUCACCUAUUAGAAUCUCAAACCACGUACCCAAUCCUGCCACUUUCGGUCAACAAUUUCCGAUUUCUUUUAAUCACCAAGUUCCCUUAGGUGUAUUUCAGCCAAUAGGAAAUGUACCUCUACAUACAAGGUUACCGUAUGCAGCUCCGAAUUUUCCACUUACCAUCAAUGGUGAGCCGCACCAACAAUGGGCGGGCACCCAAUUUCAGCACCAAAUAUUCCAUUUACCAUCAGAAGUUGGUCACACUAACAACUGAUGAAUACCGACACAAUUAUUUCGAUUUGAAUAAUUAGAUUCGGUAUAUCCUCGGUUUAUCGAAUCACUAAUAAAAUUUAAGUUAAUAUGUAUAUUUCAAUUUUCUCUAAGUAUACCAAUCUUCGUUCAGUUUGACUUUUAUUUUGUUGUGUUUCUGCUUGUCGAUCGUAGAUUUUCCA
Molecule: messenger RNA, 2223 nt
Organism: Cinara cedri
Lineage: Eukaryota; Metazoa; Arthropoda; Insecta; Hemiptera; Aphididae
Source: the annotation of a GenBank genome assembly